AUGCCGCGCGACCGAAGCGGCAGCGGCGCGGCUCCCGCGUUCGCCUGGGGGGACGACCGUGAGGCCUUGGCGGCGACGGGCGUCGCGCUGGUGGCGGGCGGCGCGGCGCACCCGCUGGGCUGGCAAGAGGCUUCUCAGGCGCCUCCCUCCCACGCCUCCUCCGGACCGCGCGAGAAGGCUCGCGCGCACCACAGCCGCCACGCCGGCGCCGAGGGCUCUGGCGCCCGCCUCCUCAAAGGCCUCACUGUGCGGAAGACGUUCGUUCUCGGCAGCUACGCCUUUCGCCUCUCACCCACGGAGAAGAAAAAGUACAACGACAUGACGCACAAGUGGACGUGCCUGCUGCGGGCGCUGAACGGCGAGGACCUGACCUACUGCGUGAAGAAAGUCGUCUUCGAACUCGACCCUUCCUUCGUGAACCCCAAGCGAACUCUCUCUUCGCCGCCUUACGAGGUCUCCGAGGCCGGUUGGGGCGAAUUCCAAAUCUGCGUGAAAGUUUACUUUCUCGACGAGUCGCUUCCGCCUGCUGAACUCCGACACUUUCUCAGGCUCAAUCCCGAUGGCGGACAAGUGGUGGGGCCCUGCGUCGCCUCGGAGACGCUGGAUGAAGUGCUGAUUCAUGAGCCUAAAGAGAGCUUCUACGACGUACUGAUGGAAGGCCCUCACAGGCCCGCCGCUCCGCAUCCUCUCGAGCGCUACUUCCUCCAACAUCAGCCGCGGUUUGAUGAACAAAUGAAACUGCUGAUGGGCGCCCAGGGUUUCGUGCAGUCGGAGAGCAUGAACCUCAUGGCGGAGGCGUUCGCGCUGACGAAUCAGAUCCGACAGCUCCAGGCCGCAUGCGAUCCCCGGGUGUACCAACACCUGCAGAGUCAGAAUCAGGCGUCCCUGGCUGCGCCCGCCUCCGCGGCAGCUUCUCAAGCGGCUUUCCCUGCUCCAGGCGUUGUGCAGGCUUCGCAGGCGCCGCCCAGCGCCGUCGGAGGCGGGUCUCCCGCCCCCGGGACGGGUCACAAGGACCCAGCAGCUUUUCCGCCCCAGGGGUCGGCUCAGCAGGAUGUCUUUCUCUCCGCUCCGCACGCCCAUGCCCCGCAGGCCGCGCCUCGAGGGGGCACAAAUCCAGCCGCGGCUGUCGCGGGGGCCAGCGCGGCCCCCGCAGCACCCCACCCAGCGUUUGGAGGGGCGCCCGCUCAGACGGACCCCCAUGCCGCCCCGGCCGCGGCAGGAGCUACCCCAGGCGGGGCACAGCCCGGCUCUGGUGCCCCGUCGGCAGCCAUGGCCUUUCCCGGCGGCGCCACACAAACCUUCGACUCCGGCGUCUCUCCGCCGUCUUCGGCCCCCCACACCGGCGCAGGGACGCCUGUCCCUGCCUCGGGUGCCGCGCCGGCGGUUCCGGGCGCCGCUGGGGUUCCAGGCCCGUCGGGGUCCGCAGGGGCCAGUCCGGGUCCGAUGGCGGGCCCAGGCGGGGUCGGCUCCCUCGCGCCGGCGAUGGCCGCCCCGGGGGCCUACGCUUUGGUCAGUGGGCACGCAGCCCUGUUUGGAGCCGCAGGGGGCGGUGAGAAACCCCCGGGUUUCGACCAGCAGGCGCUGCAUCAGCAGAUGCUUCUGCAGCAGCAGCAAGCGCUCAUGCAUCAGCAGCACCUCUAUCACGCUCAGCAGCAACAGCAGUACAUCAUGCAGACUGCGGGCGUCUUUUCUGCGUACCCUGGAGAAACGAAGAGGGAACCCGGCGGGGCUCCGGGGGUCGCUCAAAUGCCCGCGCCCUCUGCGCCCGCGCCCUUCGCACAAGCUCCUGGGGGGGGAGCCUACCCGGCCAGCGGGGGAGUCGCUGUCCAGCCGGGCCCCGCGGGCCUUGCGUUUCCGGGGCGCAUGGGCGAGACAGCAGGGCGGCACGACCUCGGGGCUGAAGGCGGCGGGGCUCAUGCCAUGGGAGGGGGACACCUGCAGCCGAAAGCUUAA
This is a messenger RNA of Besnoitia besnoiti, 1953 nucleotides long. RefSeq names its product putative Gas41. Lineage: Eukaryota; Apicomplexa; Conoidasida; Eucoccidiorida; Sarcocystidae. The record is from RefSeq and is a predicted model, not a curated record. Gene Ontology annotation, biological process: regulation of DNA-templated transcription. The transcript is spliced from 6 exons. The coding region runs from base 1 to 1953 and encodes 650 amino acids.